CCUGCUCCAAUCCCAUCUGGCAAACGCCCAGACAGAGCCGCCUCGGCAGCAAGGGUGGGCUUCCCUGCUCACUGCCCCUUCUCUCCCUCCUGCUGCCUCCUCGGCAGCCUCGCUGCCCGGCCCUGGCGCUGCUUGCCAGGUUUCUCUAGCAAUGGGCCAUGUCGGACGGCUGCGGCGGCCUCCUCCCCACAGCCUCCCCACGCUGGCCAGCCUCCCGCCUGCCUCCCGCCUGCCUCCCGCCUGCCUCCCGCCUGCCUGCGCCGCCUUCCUCCACCGCCCUCCCCGAGACAGCCCAUGGCCGGACCCUGCUCGGCGCGGCUGCAGGGCGAAGCAGCUGCCUUCACCACCGCCCUCCGCACCCUGGUGAACAACCCUCAGUUCAGUGACGUGACAUUCGUGGUGGGCCGGGAGAAGCAGAAGGUGUUUGCGCACCGCUGCGUGCUGGCCUGCCGCUGCCAGGCUUUCCAGGGGAUGCUCAGCCAGGAGCCGGUGGGCAGUGAGGACACCCCCUGCAGCAUCCCAUCCCAGGGCCCCUUCAUCCUGGGCAACGUGCAGCCCGAGGUCUUCCUGGCUGUCAUCGAGUUCCUCUACACAAACAGUGUCACCCUCAACAGCCAUAUCGCGCUGGACGUGCUGACCUCGUCGGUGGAGUAUGGUCUGCAGGACCUGUGCAAGCUCUGUGUCAAGUUCAUCAAGGACACACUGAGCGUGGAGCAGGUCUGCGAGGCUCUGCAGGCUGCAGUGACCUAUGGGCAGGCAGACCUCCAGCAGCACUGCCUGGCCUUCAUCGAGGGCUGCACCACGGCAGUGGUGCGGACACGAGGCUUCCACGAGCUUUCCGACACAGUGCUGGCACGGGUGCUGCGCAGCGACCGCCUGGCCAUAGAUGAGCUGGACCUGGUGCAGGCUGUGCGGGAGUGGGCACAUGUCAGCUCGCAGGCCGUCCUGGAGCGCCCCGUGCCUGAGGUGGCCGCCCUGCCUGUGCGGGAGCUGCGCCUGGCCUUGCUGUCACCCAGCGAGCUGGUGAUGCUGGAGACCCACAACCAGAAGGAUCUGCUCAUCCCGGUGGAGAGCAUCGCAGCAGCCUGGCGGUCCCACGCACUGCGGAAGGGCAGUGGGGUCCCCUCACGCCUCUGCCGGCCCCGGAGUGGCACACGGCCCCGUGACCACCACCGUCACCUGGACCCUCACGCCAAGUAGGGGCCAGUCACCGAGGUCCCGCCAGCCUGACCCAGGGGCUCGGGCAGCGGUAGUGCCCCCCCCCCUCCGCCCCGCUGGGCAGUGCCCUCCCCACCCCCCCCACCCCUUCCCCCCCAGUGGGGCAGGCUGUGGGGCUGGGCGCUGCCAGAGGUGCUGCCGUGGCCAAGAGCAUCGAUAAAGCGUUUUGCCCCAUGCUACGGCCUUGGGGCCAGGACAGGAUGCCCGAGUCACCCCAAGAAGUGGUGCAGGGGCUGGGUGGGGGGGGGAAGUGUUGGAGCUGGGCCAUGGGUGGGUGCAAAGACACCCAGCCGCCGCGGCGCCCACACACAGCCCGAGGUGUGGCGGGGCUGCAGAGGUCCCUUGCGGGAUGGGGACACGGGAUGAGCCCCCCCCCCCCCCCCUUUUCCCAGCCCCACUGCUGCCCCCCCCCCGCCGGGCGCUGUGCUGGGGCCCUUCCCCGGGGCCGUGCUGCCCUCCUCCGGCAGCGGGGCCGUGCUGCAUCAGGCGGCGAGUGCUGGCACGGGCCUGGGCAGGGGCACAGCCCUCCACCCCGUGGCGGCGGUGGGGAAGGGGCUCAGCGAGGGGGGAUCCUGGGACUGGGGAGGGGCAAGCGGGGGGGGGAGACCUCGGCAUCUGUGCACCCACCCAGCACCACUGCACCAACGCUAGAGACCCCCUCCCCGACCCCCCCCCCCCCAGUCUCGGGGGGGCACGCCACGCUGCCAGCCCCGCCCCGUCCCGUCCCCCCCGUGGCACACACACCUCUCCACAGUGCGCACCCCCCCCCCCCCCGCACACCCCAUUG
Grus americana (Whooping crane) is the source of this 2005-nucleotide messenger RNA. RefSeq names its product BTB domain containing 19 (gene BTBD19). The transcript is spliced from 8 exons. The record is from RefSeq and is a predicted model, not a curated record. Gene Ontology annotation, molecular function: protein binding. The coding region runs from base 295 to 1200 and encodes 301 amino acids. NCBI's taxonomy places the organism in Eukaryota, Metazoa, Chordata, Aves, Gruiformes, Gruidae.